CCAGAGUAUCACUUGGAGUGGCCUUAAAUAGAGCAUAAUUAUAUAUAUGAUUAUUGCAACAUCUUUAUGCCUGUAGCUUAAAAGACUUUUAUAGCUAUAUACAGGCAUAACUUGAAGAUGUUUCCUUCAAAGUAGCAGCCAGCGGGUCUAACGGUUCCUUGAGUUUCUGCAGACUUUCAUUAUAUACAGUGGCUUGUCCAGACCUCACCAUCUCAGCCAAUGGAGGAGUGGUGUACAGUGACACCACCAUCUGCAGAGCAGAGGGCUCCACGGCUACCUAUAUCAGUGGUGUAGGAAGGAAUUUCUCAAUGGGGGCUCUAUAGUGUUUUGAAUUGAAAAAAGUGUGCCUAUCCGGCUACGGAGUGCAGCUUGAUUCUACUUAAUAACCUGGAGAGAUGGGGGGCUCCAGCCCCUGGAGCCCCUCCUUCCUACGCCACUGUAUAUACACCUGUCCCACUGACUACCAGACGACUGGACUGACAGAGGACUUGUACUGUUUCUAGAUGGAGCGCUGGAUAUUCCUGUCUGCACUGUUAUCUGUCCUGACUGAGCUCACCCUCAUCAAUGGUAGUCUCGAAUUCCAGCCUAUACGAAGUUGGGGAGGGCGUGGAUAGACUACAUCAAUGGAGCGAUCAGCUACAAUCCAGUUACCACCCCUACACUGCAGGGAGCCGUGGCUACACACAGCUGUAUUGUCACUGGGUACCAAUUGUUCUCAUCCAUUGCCAUGGACUAGGACCUGUCAGUCUGACAGAACAUGGAGUGGAGAGGACAUCACUUGUGAACUUGUUAAUUGUGGCUCAUUGAAUAUUCCUAACAAUGGAGGAAUCAUGACAACACUUUACAGAAGGGACCUACCAAAGCAUGCUACCUACAGCUGUAACCCUGGCUACACACUGAGUGGAGGUCAGACCAGGACUUGUCAGGCUAGUGGAGACUGGAGUGGGUCUUGUAAUCAGGCCUCGAAAACUAUCCGCUUUUCGUCCUAUUUUUGCCGGGAAACUCGCUCGAAAUAAGAAAGCUGUGUUUCCUCGAGACAUUAUCUCCUUCAGCAAUUUAUAACACGCCUAUUCUGCUGGUCUGCUGAGUCGUAUCCAGGAGACAUUCAACUGCAUCGUGUGUCAGGAGGUGGUCUACCAGCCCGUCACUACCAUCUGCAGCCACAACAUCUGGAACCACUGACUAGAGAUAUCACUAUACUCAAGAUUGAGUUUUAAAAACUACGGUUUUUUUAUAUACGUGUAUCUUGUUUCUAGAGACCGUUUAUAACGCAUCAAUUUCUAUUUUCAAUUUGCAUCCAAUAAACAGUAUGGUUUUGCUUUUUCAAUGAGUAUCUUAUGACUAUCCCACUGCGUCCCUCACUUGUCCCCCCCCCCCCACAUACACACAUGCACACACUAGAUGUGUCUGAGUCGUUCCUUCAAGGUGGAUGUGUACAGCUGUGCUCCAACUGUCGUCAUGAUCUGGGCAAAGACUAUGCCAUGACAGUCAACAAGUCCCUACAGGCAGUACUAUUGGACCUGUUCCGGCCUGGAUACAAUGGAGGGAGAUCACACUACACACACUAACUGGGACCAUGCAGAGGAGGUGGGACGUGUGUCAUCAGUCACAUGGCAAUGGAAUGUGUGUGUAGCUAUGGUGCCUGUGGUAGAUCUACUGUUGUGCUCUCUAGCAAGCUCACAUCACCUUCUAGUAAUCUCGAAUAUUGUAAAUUGUUAUGGAAGAUGGCAACCAACCACAGACAAGGAUUUGUGCAUGAAAAGUAAAAGAUCUUCAAGCAGCCAAAACAGCAGCAAUCCCACGGUAAUUUUCUCAAAAUUUAGCUAUCAUGUAGCGAAAGGAUAGUACUACUUGUGGAUUAGCGAUCCCAGUGGGAUCCCGGCUCAAUAGCUUGAAAUUCACUAUCAAACCUAGUGGUUUUUACUGUAGAUAAGCUACUACGGAGAGCAGUCUAGGGUGGUUACUUCAGGUUAAACCUGGAUUGUUAAUUAUUAAAGCGCACAUGAUGCGUGUCCUACCUCCUCUGAACUGGGACCACUGAAUACUGUUAUUCUAGAACUGCAAUGUAGACUAGAUCUAGGCAUGUCAUGUCAUGUGUACACUUCCUUAUCAUGACUUUUGUUAAUUGCUUUCAGUAUAGAUCUAGUAUAUCUACUGAUGAAUCUACUUAGCUAGAGAAAUUUACUAGCUACAGCAAGAGUUCAUUAUAGGAUGAAUAAUGAACUCUUGGCUACAGGAAUAAUGAGAAUGUUCCCCUCAAGGUUAUUUCUCUGCUGUCUGCUAGGAAGUGUUUUCCUAGUGUAUGGACAGCCUUUGACUCGACUGGCAGCAUCCAAUGAGCCCCCUGGCACUGACCACACUGGAGAGAUCAUCUCGUUCUCUGAUGUUGGAUCAGGAGUUGGUACUGAUCCACGAGCCUGGUAUUGCUACACCUAUGACACUGGUGGUGUAGUGUGGCAGGGUCCUGGUGGGAGUACAUUGCCCAUAGUUCAAGGUAGGGAUGCAGUUGGGGACGAACUGUUCAUCAGUGGUGUUCGUCAUACUGCCGUUGCUCUGCAUCGUGGUCCCACACACUACAGUCCUGAUGGAGAACACUGCUGUGUGAGCACUAACACUAACCCCAAUUAUAGGAGAUGUGUCACCUUCACUCCCUGCCCCACACAGAGUCCCCUAUCUAAUGGAAGGAUAUCAUACGAUGCAACCACCAACAUAGCCACCUACAGCUGUAAUACUGGGUACACCACCAGUGGAGCUACUACAAUAACUUGUCAGAGUGAUGGUACUAGUCUUGGUACCUGGUCUCCACCACCUACAGUUACUUGUGCACUUGUGGAUUGUGGCUCCCCACCACCCCCUGGCAACGAUGCAUCUCCUGGAACACCCACCAGAACAACCUACCAAGGGACAGUGACCUACACCUGUGAUAGUGGGUAUGAGGUCUCCACUGGAGUCACCACAGCAACGGCUACCUGUAUGGCAAAUAAGAUGUGGGAGCCUGUACCAACUUGUUCACCUGUGAAUUGUGGCACCCCACCCUCCAUUGGCAAUGGCUCUCCUGAAACACCAACCAGCACAACUCUUGGAAGGAUGGUGAACUACACCUGUUUCAGUGGGUAUGAGGUCUCCAUUGGAGUCACCACAGCAAUGGCUACCUGUAUGGCUAAUAAGAUGUGGGAGACUGUACCAACUUGUUCACCUGUUGACUGUGGUUCUCUGGACGCCCCCUCCAAUGGAACAGUGGACACAUCCUCUGGAACCACCUUCAUGAUGACUGCUACCUACACCUGUAGCAAUGGAUACAACAUUGUUGGAUCCAAUACUCAAACUUGUGAGGCAAACAGAAUGUGGACUCCAGAGGCCCCCACCUGUGCACCUGUUGACUGUGGUUCCCUCACUGUUCCUAACGGGCAAAUCAGUACAUCCUCUGGAACCACCUUCAUGAACACUGCCACCUACACCUGUGAUGAUGGAUACACUCUCAAUGGAGUAUCAGAUAGAACCUGUCAAGCUAAUGGAAGCUGGGACCUAACAGCACCUACCUGUGAUUCUGUUGACUGUGGUUCCCUAAAUAACAUUGCCAAUGGACAAGUCAGUACAUCCUCUGGAACUACCUUUAUGAUGACUGCUACCUACACCUGUAACACUGGAUACAACAUUGUUGGUAGUGAGAGCAGAACUUGUGGAGCAAGUGGAGUGUGGUCAGGAGAAGCUCCACUGUGCAACUUGAUUUCUUUGAGCAGGGGAUUGAGUGUUAUUGUCAACAACUCUGCCUUAUCACUGGCGACCAUUGGAGAGGGUUCCUCUGCCCUCACCUGUCAUACUGAGCUCACCACCUGCUGCAGAGGAGUGGACAACAACGGCAAUGCUCUUGGAAGGUGGAGAGGACCAAAUGGUGACAGCAUUCCUGACUCGAACAACACUGAUGGUUUCUACGUGUCACGAGAUAUGAGUUCCAUUAGUUUGAACUAUGCUGAAGGCUCCAGUGAAGUAACUGGUACCUACUGUUGUCAAGUGCCCAGGGAGAGUGGGGCAACCACUAAACAUUGUGUCAUGGUUACUGUGGUAGUGGUCAAUGUUGUUGCUGUGGCUGCAGCUGGUUGGGUAGUUGCUGGAGUCUUAGCCAUUGCUCUACUGAUCGUAAUAGUGCUGGUUAUGCGGAGGCAACGGAGGUCUGGAUCCAAGGACAUGAGUGAUGAAAGGACAGGCGGUCAACCAAUUACAGAACUACCCCCAGUGGUGAUGAGUCAUCUCCCCUCCCAUGAUUACGAGGGCUUGAACAAACUACAAGAGGAGGCUGCCUAUGAGGUGGUGGACCAGCCACGCCCCCCUCCUCCUGCAGACUACCAGCUCUCAGCCUGUGCAGCUUAUGCAUCCACUGACUUCAAUUAACACAGAGAACAUUUGUCAAGUAGAGACUAUAACAACACAGACUGUCGGUCAAUUGUAUGAUAGUUUAGAUUUUGAUGUACAUGAAUUAGAAUAGGGGAUCAUAAAAACACAUGUUUUUUCCUAA
Halichondria panicea is the source of this 4513-nucleotide messenger RNA. Its product is annotated as sushi, von Willebrand factor type A, EGF and pentraxin domain-containing protein 1-like. The record is from RefSeq and is a predicted model, not a curated record. The transcript is spliced from 17 exons. The coding region runs from base 2212 to 4389 and encodes 725 amino acids. Lineage: Eukaryota; Metazoa; Porifera; Demospongiae; Suberitida; Halichondriidae.